AAGACAAUUGAAUAUGAUAUGCUUGGAAGGACUAGUGAAAAGCGAAACCUGUAAACACAAUAUUAACAUACAACGUUAAGUACAAGAAGCAAGAGAAAGCUCACAAAACAACAACAAAAUUCUGCACAGGAAUCUACUUUCGGGUAUAGUUGUGAAAAAGGGCAAGUCAUUAUAACUUUAUAAAUACCAAAGGGAUCAAGAAACUCAGGCACCAGACUCUGCACUUCUGCAGAUCACAAUCUACCUAACAAGCGAACAACAUAAUGGGGAAGUGGUCAGUUGGGCUUUAUGACUGCUUUGGAGAUCUUGGCACCUGUUGUUUGACUUGCUGGUGCCCCUGCAUUACAUUUGGUCGCAUUGCUGAGAUUGUGGACCGAGGCUCAGCAUCAUGCUGCAUGCACGGGACCAUGUAUGUGUUGCUGGGGUCCAUAGGCUGCAACUGGUUGUAUUCUUGUACCAAACGCUCCUCAAUGCAGGCACAAAAUAACUUUCAAGAAUCACGCUUCAUGGACUGCUGCAUUCACUUCUGCUGUGAGACUUGCGCGUUGUGCCAAGAGUACAAGGAGCUUGAAAAUCGCGGCUUCAAUAUGUCCAAAGGAUGGGAAGGGAACAACAAGAUGGUGGUAGGCAUGGCAGCACCCGAAAAGCAAGGAAUGGAUGCUCUUUUAGACCAUGUUUAAAUCAAGAACUUGAUGGUUGCGAGCCCAUGAUGGUUGACACUUCUCUUUAAUGGCUUUCUGUUAAUCUUCAAUUCCCAAUCUUCUGAAGCCAUCCAAGACAAAAAUAAAGUCAGGGCUAUAUCCUUGCCACUUUGGUUCUCAAGUUGUUUAAGCUCAUUCUAUGUAUCCUUAUCUAUCGAUUUAAUUACUUCACUUUUGUUUUCAUACAAUAUCUAUUUAUGUAAUUUGAUACUCAAUGAGCAGGCUGUAAUUGGAUUUGUAUACCCACCGUAA
This is a messenger RNA of Brachypodium distachyon (stiff brome), 953 nucleotides long. Its product is annotated as cell number regulator 11-like. Lineage: Eukaryota; Viridiplantae; Streptophyta; Magnoliopsida; Poales; Poaceae. The record is from RefSeq and is a predicted model, not a curated record. The transcript is spliced from 4 exons. The coding region runs from base 264 to 680 and encodes 138 amino acids.